Molecule: messenger RNA, 1677 nt
Organism: Nannospalax galili (Upper Galilee mountains blind mole rat)
Lineage: Eukaryota; Metazoa; Chordata; Mammalia; Rodentia; Spalacidae
Gene: Prdm14
Product: PR/SET domain 14
Exons: 7
Coding region: 1-1677 (558 amino acids)
Biological process (GO): regulation of transcription by RNA polymerase II
Cellular component (GO): nucleus
Molecular function (GO): RNA polymerase II transcription regulatory region sequence-specific DNA binding; protein binding
Source: RefSeq, a predicted model, not a curated record
AUGGCUAUACCGCCGCCGAGUGAGACCGAGUCCCAGGACAAGGUACACUACCCGCUCCAGAGUACUCCCCGGCACCUGGCUGCUUACUACACCCCUUUCCCGGGCUACCGCCACUACAGGAACCUGGCCACCAGCGAGGAGGACUUCCGGCCUCUGGGGCAGUUAGAGGCUGCAGAGUCUGCAUCCCAAGCGAUGGCCCCUUUCAACCCCUUCGGGGUGGCACCUCCCUUGCCCAGCCCUGGUCUGGUUGUACAAAGUGAGCGGCUCUAUAAUCUACCCUGGUACAAGCUGUCGCCGUGGUACCCAAUUCCUCACCUCCUUCCGGAGUUCUCAGGAUUUCUGAGCAGCCCUGAGUACACGCGUGGCAGCCCCAGCAACCAAGAUUUGGCCCUUAUUGGCGACCGAAAGAGCCAGUGGUGGGGACCGGAAAAUUUACUUCCGCAGACUCAGGCGGUUUCUUCCCUGCUACCUGAUGGACUGAAGACCUCCCAGUUAAUAUCGGUCCCUCAAACCUUGGACCAAGAGAGGAAGCUACCUCUUCGCCCUUUCCACUUCACAGAGGAGGAACUGCGUUUUGUUCUAUAUGGGGCCACUCCCAGCCUGGAGCACCCAACCCGCCUGCACCAUGCAAUUUCAGGCAUCUUGGUCCCCACAGACAGUUCUGGAUCCAAUCAUUUUCUUCAAAAUCUAGAUAAAGACUCCCUUCAGCUUCCAGAAGGUCUCUGCCUCUUGCAGACAGCAUUCGGUGAAGUCCAGCACUUUGGUGUGUUCUGCAGCAGUUUCAUUGCCAAAGGAAUGAGGUUUGGACCCUUUCAAGGCAAAGUGGUCAACACCAGCGAAGUCAAGACCCAUAGGGACAAUUCUCGGAUGUGGGAGAUAUUUGAAGAUGGUCACCUGAGCCACUUUAUAGAUGGAAAAGCUUCUGGGAACUGGAUGUCCUAUGUCAACUGUGCACGCUUUCCCAAGGAGCAAAACCUGGUUGCUGUACAGUGUCAAGGCCAGAUAUUUUAUGAGAGCUGCAAAGAGGUCUACCCAAACCAAGAGCUCCUCGUGUGGUAUGGAAGCUGCUAUGAGAAGUUUUUGGACAUUCCCAUGAGCCUCCAGGUCACCGAGCAAGGCAAGCAGCUGUCUGGAUCCUCUGAUGAGUCUGCUGAAGGUUACAGAUGUGAGCGGUGUGGAAAGGUGUUUACCUACAAAUAUUACCGAGAUAAGCAUCUCAAGUACACUCCCUGUGUGGACAGGGGAGAUAGGAAAUUUCCUUGCUCUCUCUGCCAACGCUCCUUUGAGAAGCGGGACCGGCUCCGGAUUCACAUUCUUCAUGUCCAUGAGAAGCACAGGCCCUACCUGUGUUCUAUGUGUGGGAAAUGCUUCUCUCAGUCUUCAAGCCUGAACAAGCAUAUGCGGGUCCACUCGGGAGACAGGCCGUACCAGUGUGUGUACUGUACAAAGAAGUUCACUGCCUCCAGCAUACUCCGCACACACAUCAGACAGCACUCUGGGGAGAAGCCCUUCAAGUGCAAGCACUGUGGUAAGCCUUUUGCAUCCCAUGCUGCCCAUGACAGCCAUGUCCGGCGUUCACACAAGGAAGAUGAAAGUGGCUCCUGCAACAUCUGUGGGAAAAGCUUCCUAGAUCGAGAAUCUUUCUAUUCCCACAUGAAGCUUCACAAAGAUCGCUAG